AUGCACCUCCUCCGCCUUCUCCUCACAGCCUUGAGCCUGUUGCAGACAACCUCCGCAGCAACCUUCACCAACCCACUCCGUGCCCGCGACGGUUCCGACCCCCACAUCGUCCACCAUGACGGCUUCUACUACCUCACGACAACAACGUGGACUGACCUCCGCCUCACUCGCGCCAAAACUCUCGAAGGCCUCAAGACGGGAGAGACAAAAGUCGUCUGGACCGACGCCAACGCGGCACGGUGCUGCAACGUCUGGGCGCCGGAGCUGCACAGGGUUGAUGGGGUGUGGUAUAUCUACUACACGGCUGGCAAUCGGCAGAAUCUCGACGGGCAGCGGUCUCAUGUUGUGAGGAGGGGUGCACAUCCGUGGGAUGGUCAGUAUUCCUAUGCUGGACAGGUCACUCCUGACUGGGGGAUCGACGGGACGGUGUUGACGAUUGGAGGGAAGAAUUAUUUCAUCUGGUCGUGUCUACCCCGCCCGCGAUGGCAGAGUUUAUAUAUCGCGGCUAUGACGUCGCCUACUAAGAUUCCGGCAGGGUGGAAGCUCUUGUCCGAGCCGGAGCUGGCGUGGGAGAGGGUGGGUAGUCCGGUGAAUGAGGGGGCUACGGCGUUGUAUAACGGGACGAGGGUGUGGGUGGGUUACAGUGGGAGCUAUUGCUGGACAGAUAGUUACCAACUGGGAUUGUUGAGGUAUAAGGGGACGGGGAACCCGACGGAGAAGGGGAAUUGGGAGAAGGGGAGUGAGCCAGCUUUUAGUUCAAGUGAGGGGAAUUGGGGAACUGGGCAUAAUGCUCCGGAUGGGAGGGAGACUUGGAAUGUUUACCAUGCUACGACGGUGAGGACGGGGAAUUGUGAUGGGAAUCGGUAUACGGCUGCGAAGAGGGUUGAGUGGAGGGCGGACGGGACGCCGGAUCUGGGAAGAGCAGAGAGGACGGGGACCAGGUUGCUGGGGCCUUCGGGGGAGUGA
Messenger RNA from Podospora bellae-mahoneyi, 966 nucleotides. RefSeq lists its product as uncharacterized. The record is from RefSeq and is a predicted model, not a curated record. The transcript is spliced from 2 exons. Gene Ontology annotation, biological process: carbohydrate metabolic process. The coding region runs from base 1 to 966 and encodes 321 amino acids. Lineage: Eukaryota; Fungi; Ascomycota; Sordariomycetes; Sordariales; Podosporaceae. Gene Ontology annotation, molecular function: hydrolase activity, hydrolyzing O-glycosyl compounds.